AUGGGUUGGUUUUGGGCAGAUCCUCAGCCAAAGGUGCCUGCUGCACCGAAUCCCCUCGCAUCACCUGCGGCCUCCCCUCCGGUCAGUUUUCUCUCACUGUUUGAACCCUCGCGGACUAACCGUUAUCAACAGCCGGGAUGUCCGAUGCACGAGUCGCGUCCGGCAGCAUCUGCACCACCUCCGGCGCAAAUUCCUAGCAGUUGCCCAAUGAGCCCAGACUCGCCCUUCUACACGCCGCCGCAAUCGCAAUCCGCACCCACGCCGGCGCAGCCUCCAACAUCCGCCCCGGAGAAGCCGGCGUCGACAUUAUCCAAACUGAACCCCUUGAACUACAUGUUCGCCUCAAUCUCGCAAGAACGCGCACCAAACCAAACAGUCAAUCUCCCCGUUGAGCGCGAGCUGUCCACCAUUCCUCGCGGUGACUCCGAGGGCAACUGGGAGUACCCGUCUCCGCAGCAGAUGUACAAUGCCAUGCUGCGCAAGGGCUACACCGACACUCCGCAGGAUGCAGUCGAGUCCAUGGUUGCAGUACACAAUUUCCUGAAUGAGGGAGCAUGGAAUGAGAUUAUUAGCUGGGAGCGCGUUUUCGCCAAAGGUCUCAAGGAGGGUUGGGAGAAGUGCCGGCGAGGCGAGGAGAAUCUGAGUGCUGAGUUGGCCAAGGCUGAGAUGACGGGCACGGUGGAUAAAGCCUCUGAACCGCGUCUGAUCAAAUUUCAGGGUCGGCCGCGGGAGUUGACGCCCAAGGCGCGCAUUCUGCAGACGAUGGGCUGGGUGUGCCCGGCUAAGUUUGAUACCGAACCACCAUUUGAUCGACACGACUGGUACGUUCAGCGCAUGACGCCCUCGGGCCCGAAGGAAGUUCGCUAUGUGAUCGACUAUUACUCUGGACCCCCUGAGCCAACGGGCGAGCCGGUCUUCUACCUCGAUAUCCGACCGGCCCUUGACUCGCCUACGGCUGCUGUGGAACGGCUGAUGAGGUGGGGAGGUGAUGUCUGGUGGAGGGCCAGCGGUGCUGCGGUCCGGGAACAACGGUGA
Molecule: messenger RNA, 1035 nt
Organism: Penicillium riverlandense
Lineage: Eukaryota; Fungi; Ascomycota; Eurotiomycetes; Eurotiales; Aspergillaceae
Product: holocytochrome c synthase CYC3
Exons: 2
Coding region: 1-1035 (344 amino acids)
Biological process (GO): cytochrome c-heme linkage
Cellular component (GO): mitochondrion
Molecular function (GO): holocytochrome-c synthase activity
Source: RefSeq, a predicted model, not a curated record